CAAGCCGUCAUAUAGAUACCCCUCCCUGUCUUAUCUUACGAAGUACCUAUGAAGCUGAGAGAAUCUCUCUGCCUCGCCUUGAGCUACGGCUCGGCGGUCGUCCGGGCCUGUGCUGGCCACGGUGAUCAAGUUAGGGAAUGGAGUCAAGAAGAGCUCGAUGAGCUGGAGAUGAAAUGGGGCGCCGAGUGGGGAUUUUCAGGAAUCAAUGUCUUCGCUCACCUCGAGUAUCAUAAAUGCCUGACAAAUCCAACCGAACUCUUUGAUAUCGCCAUCAUCGGAGCCCCUUUCGAUACGGCUGUUAGUUACCGACCUGGUGCUCGCUUCGGCCCUCGGGCCAUCCGCGCGGCUUCAGCCCGGCAAACUUCCUUCCGGGGCUUUAACCCACGGGCAGGGAUUAACCCGUAUAAAAGCUGGGCGCGGAUCAUAGACUGCGGCGAUAUCCCGGCAACGCCGAUGGACAAUGCGGUAGCGGUUAAACAGAUGACGGCGGCAUUCAGCGAGCUCGGAGCCCGCGCCGCCGUAUCAUCACACCUAGCACCACGACCACGUCUCAUGACGCUCGGCGGCGACCACAGCCUCUCACUGCCGGCACUGCGCGCACUUCACGCAGUCCACGGCCCGAUUCGCGUACUGCACUUCGAUGCCCACCUCGAUACCUGGCACCCGGCCAAGUACCCUAGCUACUGGGCAUCGGAACAGUCGCGCUUCACGCACGGCUCCAUGUUCUGGCUGGCAGGUGACGAGGGCCUCAUCUCGAACGUGACUAGCGCGCCCAGUGUACACGCAGGGCUUCGCACACGGCUCUCCGGCACUGGGGAUUGGGAUGAUGAUGAUAAACAAAACUGGGUGCGAAUUAGCGCGGACGAUGUCGAUGAAAUUGGCACGAAGGGCAUUGUGGAUAAUAUCAUGGAGACUUUAGGGACGGAGGAUCCGGUGUAUUUAUCCAUAGACAUCGAUGUAUUGGAUCCGGCGUUUGCGCCCGGGACCGGAACCCCGGAGCCGGGUGGAUGGACGACUCGGGAGCUGAUUCGGAUCUUGAGAGGUAUUGAAAAACUCAACUUGGUGGGUGCAGAUGUGGUAGAGGUAGCGCCAGCUUACCAAGGGGCGGGUGAAGAGACAGCACUUGCGGCGGCGCAGGUUGUGUUCGAGGUUCUCAGCAGCAUGGUUAAGAAGGGAUUGGAAGGUAUGGGGAAGACAGGGGCUGAAGAAGUUACGGUUGAUGAUGGGAAAGAUGAGUUGUAGGUAGGUGUGUGUGUGUGUGUGUGUGUGUGUAUGCGUGCGUAAGAGCAAGAAGGAAAGGGGGGGAGAGAUCUAUGUUGAGAUUGGAAUUACCGUCAUAUUUGGUGUUCAAUGUUGAUGACUCCCAAGUCCCGGAUGAACCCGAUAUCGCAAGUCAGUUUCGGGUUACUCACCUAUGUAACACGAACGCUCAAAUUAAAUCCCUUGAAACCGUAGUGCUUCAAAUUACACACGGCCUUCCGGUGCUUAUCUCGUACUUCGUAUAUGAGUCAAACAUGGAAUGUAUAAAUUCCGGGUAAA
Molecule: messenger RNA, 1539 nt
Organism: Hypoxylon fragiforme
Lineage: Eukaryota; Fungi; Ascomycota; Sordariomycetes; Xylariales; Hypoxylaceae
Product: Arginase/deacetylase
Exons: 3
Coding region: 49-1242 (397 amino acids)
Molecular function (GO): agmatinase activity; metal ion binding
Source: RefSeq, a predicted model, not a curated record